GCUUCACCGCCAACCGGAAAUGAGCUGGAGGAAAAAGUAAACAUGGCUGCUCAAAUUGCAGUCCUAAUUAGUUUAAACUUAUUUUUUUCUAACAUAAGGCUUUCGCAAGCCUCGACGCAUUGGGUUGUUACAGAAGAUGGAAAAGUUCAGGCUCAGAUGGACUCAGUGUUUAACAUGAAAAGGCCAUAUGACCUUGUUGCCUUUAUGAAACAAGAGGAGAGAGCUAACAUGCUAGACAAACUGAAGCAGGAACUGCUCUCUAGGAAAGUUGAGAUAGACAGUACAGAGGACAGAGAUACAGGUUUAGAGGAGAAGUUUUAUAAAACAGAUCCUGAUUGUUUAGCAGCCGGAAAACAGCUGCCUGACCUUGACCUUUAUAUCAGCACAGUGUUACCUCUAGAAAAUAAAGGAAUAAGGCCCGAGGACUAUCUACCAAGAUUCGUACCUGGGUCAUUCCUGAUGCAGCCUGACUGUACGCAGUAUGUAGACCUACCUUACAGUCCGUAUGCUUACGAGCACCUGGAUGGUAUGAGGGACCGCCGGAAAUUGCCGGGUUCUCCGGAACUUGGGCUUAAAAACGCAAUAACUUAUCAAGAUAACGUUGAUGAAUAUGGGCAUAGAAUUUAUGAAGCUUUUAAAAAGAAUCAAACCUCGUGGAUAUUAUACAACAUGGCUGCGUUUUACUGGAGGAUCAAGGGCGACCCUUAUAAUGUUAUAGAGUGUGUAAGAAGAGCGCUCCACUUCUCUCCUAGGAUGCAGAAAGAUGUGGCUCUGAUCAGUUUAGCAAAUGUUUUACACCGUGCCCAGAAAUCCAACGAGGCAGCAAUUGUUGUACAUGCUGCCAUUGAUAUUUCCAGGGAACUUAAUGUUAACCACUUUACACUGGGAAAUAUAUAUGCUGUUCUUGGAGAGUAUAACAAGUCUGUGAUCUGCUUCGAGAACACAUUAAGAAUCCAGCCGGAUUUCGAGGCAGCAGCCAAACGUAAACAUGCUGUUAUAUGCCACGCUAAGCUAGAGAGUGCGCUAGAGGCUCAGCAUAGGUAGGUUCAAGACCUGGUUGUUUUCAGCCUCAAAUUCUUUGAAUGUAAGCACAACUAUUGGUAGUAACAGAGUGGAUAACCAACUACACUGGCUCGUGAUCAAGUGCCCCUUGAAGUUAAACUCUCACAACACGUGGCUUACGAGGAACUUAAAAUAAAGGAGCUUUCUUCGGAAAUAGGUGAAUAUUGUAAGAUGGGAGGGAAGGAUGGUAAACAGGUACUCAUGUGCUCAUGGGGUAAAAAGUCCGAUCCUGCUAUAGAGAUGGACCUCACUGUACCAGCUGACAAACCGCCCCAAGAUAACCUUAAGGAGGAAGAUAAGAGUGCUAAAACAGAACCUGAAGUUGCUAGUACAAGAGAUUAUACGAAGCCUGUCAGAGGACCUAAAUAUACAUUUGAGACUGUCAAAGUACCAAGGUUUCAAGGUGUAACACCAGACUACCUUGAUGAAGAAUGGCCCAGCAAGGAGGAGUGUGAUUUACACGUGCAGAAAGUUCCCGAUGCACGAAAUCUCACAUCAACUUACCUGCCGCCUGAGAACAAAGGCUAUGAAGUAAAGCCUUUACUUAACGAGUUUCUAGGAUUGAAGGAAGGGGCGGAGCACCCGUUACCAUGGUUUCCCCCAGUCUGCGUCACCUUGCUGGAUAUCCCAGAAGGCAAUAUGAAAUCCCACGAUGAUAUAUAUUCUAUAUCACUAGAGAUGAGAAAAACCAUUCCACUAGGACUUAAAGACCACUACCAUACAGAGAAGUUACUCAGCUAUGUGAAUGAGGGUACAGUCACUAUUGAAGAACUAGGACAGAGAAUUCUGUCUGGCCUUAAGAAGAGAGAGGGACCAAAAUGGAUAUUUUACAACUUGGCCGGUUUGUACUGGAGAAUCAUAGGUAAUAACUACCAUGCUAUAGAAUGUUUCCGACGUUCGGUAUACACAGCACCGGACGAAGUCUCUGAUGUACCGGAUAUUAACCUCGCCAACGUUCUCUACAGAUGGGCCCAGUACGACGAUGCCCUAGAACUGAUCAGAUAUACAAAUCCAAACUAUAAAUAUGAGCCUGCUGCACAAUUUCUUCUUGGAAACAUAGAGUGGGCAAAGAAAAAUUACACGGGAGCAAUAUGGCGUUAUCAGCUUGCUUUAGAGGCAGAGCCGGGUCACACUGAGGUCAUAAACACUCUGAGAGACUUGAAGUGCUAUCUACGGUAUCACCAGGCUGCCCAGUCGGCUGUUCCAGUUGAGGUACUGUCAAACUGUCCUGCUCUGAUGGGACAGGAUAUGGGCCAGUCUGAAAGUAGGGUUAUCUGUAGAAAUGAGGCUGGUGAGGAAAAGUGCGUGAUCGAGACGAGAACCCGCGGCAAACCAGGUGAGUCGGAAGGUUCGUGUACACAGACAUGUACAAUCGGCCCGGUAACUGACACGUGCAGCAAUCAACAUGGCGUAGAAGGCCCAGAAGGUCGCUCGCAUGGCUCGUGUGGACAAUGUAAUAGCUGCUGUAACAGAUGUUCAAAAUGUGCACCACCUCCAAGCAAUUCCUGUCAACACCCGAAGGGACCAAGUGAACAGUCGUCCCAUAUGACUGAUGACAUUCUGUUUGAUACACUAGAUGAUGAUGAAGACUUUGAUGAGGCGUCUGCUGACAACAACAAGGAUGAAAACCAACAUUGUACGGAGGGCGAGGACUGUACAAAGGCCAAAGUUCAGUGCCAUCGUCAAGUGAUUCUUAUUCAGCAAACACCACCUCACAUCAAACUAGAGUUCAUCAACGGACAACUUUUUCAAAAAUUGAUCUUUGCUCAGUCACCGAAUGAACUUACAGUGCGUCCCGAGGAAUGUGUUAUCUUUAACGACGGUACUAAAUCGGACGGAUGCUCAAGACCAGAAUUCAGGGCUUAUGUGAAACAGUUCCAUGACUUGAACAACAAUCCUGAGGCAGUUACCUUGUUUAUCAAUGGUCACGUGACGAAGAUUCUACCAAUCCAAAUGAAGCCAGGCAGUUUGAAAGAUCAUUUGCAUAUCCAGAUAGGAAGACCGUCAAAAAAGGAUGGGGCUAACUUAAAAGUGGGUGGAGCUAAGUCGAAGGAGGAAGGCAGUAUUGAGAAAGUCCCGCCUUUUCAGGCGCAUAUUGUGAUAAAUAAUCCCCAAGAAGGAGAAGCUAUUGAAGGGAAAGAAUUGAAAAGGGAGAUAAUGCAGUUAGCUGAUGAGGAUCUCCCAGACACAUUAAAGUAUAUAGGAAUACGAUUCCAUCUACCAAUACCAAAAGCAGAGGAAUGUAAGAAAAUGCCUAAACUAGACCUACAGAAGUUCUCAAGUACUUGGCUGUCUCUAUCUGUGAAAAAAAUCAACAUUGGACAGCAUAUUGAUUUUAAAGCAAAAGUGAACAAAGAUGAGCAUAAUGAACCAAUGUGUUCAUAUGAGAUUCCCGCCACAGUAGUUGUAGACGAGUUACCUGGCGUUCAUCACAGAAAUCAACUGAACUAUCAUGCUGAAACUGGUCUUAGAGAGGUCUUACAGAGGAUUGGAGGUAAACAGGAAUCAGUGCAAGUAAUGGGAACAAGAAUUGCUAAAGCUUUGAAAAAGAAUGAGACAUCCUGGAUUAUAGCUAAUAUUGCUGGGCUAUAUUGGAGAGUUAAAGGCGAUGCUAAUAGAGCCAUAGAGUGUCUGAGAGUGGCUGUUCAUUCAGCUCCGAAACAUUCUAAGGAUGUGGCAUUAUUAAGUAUAGCGAAUGUUCUUCACAGAGCAGGGUUCUUAAACGAUGCAAUUGUAGCUGCCAGUUAUUCAAUGGAUUUAUCACCAGGUCUGGUUGUCGGGCAUUUUAACAUGGCAAAUCUAUACGCUGCCAAGGGACAAUGGGACUUAGCGGCAAUGUUCUAUGAAUCGACGCUCGGUCUACAAUCCACAUUUGAACCAGCUAAACAGAGGUUACGACUCAUUAAUUGUAUGAGAGUAAAUAAACUACCAAUAAAGGAAUGAUGAGAAUAACGACUUGCAAGGUGCUUGAAUUUGUGUCGAUUUUAAACAGGUCACAUGUAAUUUUUGUACCUAAGUCUUUUCAUCUAGGUUACAGAAGGUCAAUAUUUCUACUCUUAUUUCCUGCCUUUGUCUGAAAUCACAUUCUGAGGGGCACCACUGAGGUUCUAUUUUUCACCAGAAAAACUGGAAAGUAAGAACUUAUCUGAAUGUGAAUAAAAAUUUGACCUUUAAAACAAUGUACAAUAUUGAUUUGAAAAGUCCAUGAAAGACAUGGGUGAAAUGGACCUUCACCAGUUGCAGUGUUCAGAAAAACUUAGGAUUCUGUGUGAUUGAAUGAUGAACUGAAGAUGGGCUGAAAUGGUGAUGUUGUGAUGAAUAUAUCCGGAAUAUAUUUUAUAUGGUGUUGAAGUCAGAUUGACUUGUGAUGGGAUGGUGGUAACAUAUCAGGAAAUAUGUACUUUAUGUGCUUGUACAAAGAUUUUUUAUCUGCAGUAUGUAUGAGAAAAAAGUGUGUUCUAGUCUAAGGAAAUAAUAUUCUGGUCAUAUACACUUCUAAAAUGUGGUUAGAUGGCUGAAAAUAAAAUGUGGUUGGAUGGCUGAAAAUAAAAUGCAGUUGGAUGGCUGAAAUUUAAAUAUUGUCAGAUGGCUGAAAACAAAAUGUGGUUGGAUGGCUGAAAAUAAAAUGCAGUUGAAUGGCUGAAAUUUAAAUAUGGUCAGAUGGCUGAAAAUAAAAUGUGGUUGGAUGGCUGAAAUUUAAAUAUGGUCAGAUGACUGAUAAUAAAGUGCCCUUGGAUGUCUGAGAAACUCAGUUAUUGCAUAUUUUUUAUAGCACAUAUUCUGAAUUUACAAACUUAUGUUUUUAUUCAUUGAUUUAUGUAAUAUUGUAUUUAUCAAGAAGCAUCUGAUCUCAAAUAUUAAUUAAGCUACAUUUCCCAAUCAUCAUUUACUAAAUCAAAACUCAAAGCAAUUAUCAGUUUUAGUAUAGAUCUAUCUCUCUUCAUCAAUGUCAAACCCCUCGAGGGGACGUAGACAUGCCAUAGGGAUAAGUAGAUCUCAGUCUUUUUAUUUUGUCAACAAAUUUCCAAGUCAGAAUGCCUACUACUUAAAACAGUUUACUGUGGAACAGACAAGUGAAAAGUUGGAUUAAGUUUAUGUUUUUGCUAUAGUCUAUAGUGGCAAAUGCCGCAAUUAUUGCAAUCCAAGGUUAUGUUAUAUAUAUGUUGUAACCAUAUAAACCAUUUCAAAUUACAAGAUUAAGGUGUAAAAUUAGUAAGUAUUAAGUAGUCACAAGGUUAACAAUGGCAGAUAAAAACUUGUGCAGCCAAAUCAUCAAUUCAAAGAGAUAGAAAGCAGCUUGGCCAAGUAGAUCUUUGUUUAAAUAGUAAGAAAAGGGAAAAGGGUAAAUUUUGAAAAAUAGAAAAAAAAUUGUGCCAACUUUAGUUUAUAUAAAGUCUUCCUUUGUAAUGGAGCAGCCCCCACCCUGUGCCCCCUGUGAUUCAGGUUAAACAUCAGCAUAACAAAAUGAUUCUACAAAACAAAUUUUUUUACCACUAGGACAAAAAUCACUAGACAUGUCUAAUAUGUGUUUUUGAAAUCCAUUUUAUUGUGAUUGUGAAAUUCCACUGUUCUUUUGACUUUUUGUUUUAUGACUAAAAAUGUUGAAAUUUGUUCUCUGUUACUUUGUGUGUUUUUUUUAAUUAUUUUUCUUAAAGUUUUACAGAUUAUAAUAUUUAAAGUUUAUUUAAGAUCGAGUAUCGAGCAUUCUACAAAGUUAAUUGCACAUAUUGUUUUUCUUGAGCAUUUUAUGUUUGAUGCACAAAUUAAAAUUUCUUCAAAGUCAUUACACAUAUAAUACAAUGUAAUUGUGAAAAAGAAUUUUGUCCGAAACACGGAAUAAUUAUUAUUGUAUUACUUUUAGUAAGAUUUACCAUUAUAAGUAUUUAAUUUACAUUCAGUAUUUAUUAGACCAUUACUUAAACUGGAAAGAAGAACAAUUAUAUUUGGUUGUUUGACCUAAUUUCAUCUUUGCAAUAAGUGAGUACAAGUCAAAGGCAACACAGAAUUGGGUUCUGUUUCGUCUUCCAUUUCUUUGCAUAUAUGUGACUGUUUUAUAAAUUUUGAUUUGUGUUGUGUUAUUUGUUUUGUUUGUUGUAAAAGAUGUUUAAAUUAUUUCUUUAUAAAUUUCAAAUGAAGAACAAGUUGUGAUGGAGACAGUUUAAAUUUUUUUUUUUUGAAUAUUCAAAAGUUAAAAAAAAAAAAAUUGAGUAUUUAAGUUUAAUUUUUCUUGUUGAAUAUUUUUAAGUUAUUCAUGGGCUUUUUGAUACAGGUUCAUAAUUUACUUGUUAAUAACUUGACUAAACUUGUAUUUUCAAUUUUUGUCACAUAUUUCAUGUUUAAUUCUCAUUGGCAGUAAUGAAUACCUUUACCACACUAAAUAUCUUAAAUGAACUUGCCCAUCUUUUAUUCUAGACAAAACCAUUCAUCAUUUUAAGGGAGAUUUUUUUUAAUAAGUACUGAAUGAAAAGCCAAUAGUGCAGAUCACGAUCAGACGCCGUGUAUGUAUCAGCUGAUGUCGGUCUGUACUUGCCACAUUGGCAGAAUUUGUUUUUACAUGCAGGCUAAAUGUUAUCGAAGGAAUAUCAUUUACGGCCAUUAAUUUUGUCCUUCAGUAUUGUUUAUCUUUUUGUAUGGCAAACCAGGUUACCAGGAUAGUGAUUAUACAAACAUUUAAAACACUUAUUAAAUUACUAUAAAAAGUGGGAAUGGAAAUUUUCCCAAAAUUUUGUUAUCGGAGGGAGUAAAAUAGAACAGCCAUGUUCAUUGCCAUAACACUCAAUUUCAUCUUAAGUUCAUUGAAUUAAACACUCUAAUCAUAUUUAUCCUUACCAUGCUAAAUAUGUUACAUGCACUUGUCUAUCUCUCUAUCUUGUCAAAAUUAUAAAUGAGCCGCGUCAUGACAAAACCAACAUAAUGCGUUUGCGACCAGCAUGGAUCCAGACCAGCCUGCGCAUCCGCGCAGUCUGAUCAGGAUCCAUGCUGUUGGCUUACAAACCCUAUUACAAGUAGAGAAACUGAUAGCGAACAGCAUGGCUCCUGAUCAGACUGCGCGGAUGCGCAGGCUGGUCUGGAUCCAUGCUGGUCGCAAACCCAUUAUGUUGGUUUUGUCAUGACACAGCUCAAAUCAUUUUCAAAAAGAUGUAUUGAUUGAAAAGCGAACUGUGCAGACUGUGGGCAUGAAUGUGCCGGCUGAUCGUGGUCCGCAUUUGUCACAUAGGUAGAUUCAGUGUCUACCGGCAGGGUAAGGGUUAAAAAUGAAUGAUGGGAUUGAAAUGCAAUAUUACACUACUUGGUAAUGGUUGUGCUUUGUUAUAAUUUUAUGCACUAUUUUUGUUGUUAUUGUUUUAUUGAAAUAAAAUAUUUUUUAUUAAAAGAGAGAAAAAAAAGAUUGUGAAAAUCA
Molecule: messenger RNA, 7462 nt
Organism: Ruditapes philippinarum (Manila clam)
Lineage: Eukaryota; Metazoa; Mollusca; Bivalvia; Venerida; Veneridae
Product: tetratricopeptide repeat protein 17-like
Exons: 28
Biological process (GO): actin filament polymerization
Cellular component (GO): cytoplasm; actin cytoskeleton
Molecular function (GO): protein binding
Source: RefSeq, a predicted model, not a curated record